AUGAAGCAGCGACUUUCACCGCGCAGCUGGUCUCUUCGCAAGAAGGCCAUUGCGUCCCCCGAUCUAGUAAUCGGCACGGCCAUUCUAGCGGUCCUCUUCAACUUUAUCCAAGGCGCAAAAGCACAAGACUACCCAGACUAUUCCCCCCUGAGAUAUCAGCUACUCCACACCUACGAAGGCCCCUCCUUCUUUGACAAUUUCAACUACUAUUCCGACAGUGAUCCAACGGAUGGCUUCGUGACAUACGUGACCAAAAACAUCUCUGAAGCUCUCAAUCUCACCCACGCCACUGACACAACAGCCACUCUCCGCGUAGACGCAUCCACCCCCAAUCCAGCCGACGGCCGUAACUCCGUCCGCGUCGAGUCCAAGGCUACAUACGACUCGGGUCUUUUCGUCUUCGACAUUAUCCACACCCCCUACGGAUGCGGUACAUGGCCAGCGCUGUGGUUAACGGACGGUGCUAAUUGGCCCACAAAUGGUGAGAUUGAUAUUCUCGAGUCGCAUAAUCAUGGUGCACAUGGGAAUGAAAUGUCCCUGCAUACCACUGCGGGCUGUGAUAUGAACGUUGAGCGUCGACAGGCUGGGACGUCGAUGGAUGGGAACUGUGAUAUUGGGGCUGCUGGGAAUGCCGGCUGUGCUGUGAUAGGUGAUCCGUCGACUUACGGGGUCGAAUUCAAUACUGAGGGUGGUGGGGUUUACGCGUUGGAACUUCGCACUGCAGGAAUUCGGAUAUGGAAUUUCCCUCGCUCCUCGAUUCCAUCCGAUAUUCACGGCGGAUCUCCAGAUCCUUCGACCUGGGGAACGCCGUUGGCUGAUUUCCCCAGUACAAACUGUGACGUUGCGUCGCACUUUCGUCAUUUGAAUAUCGUGGCUAACAUCGAUCUUUGUGGGCAAUUGGCGGGGAUGUCGUCGCAUUAUACUCAAAUGUAUGGAUGUCCGGGAUCGUGCGCUGAUUUUGUGGCGAGUAAACCCUCUCAAUUUGAGGAUGCGUACUGGGAGUUUGGUGGGAUUUGGGUUUACAAUGCUUUUUGA
Penicillium brasilianum is the source of this 1035-nucleotide messenger RNA. NCBI's taxonomy places the organism in Eukaryota, Fungi, Ascomycota, Eurotiomycetes, Eurotiales, Aspergillaceae. The record is from the annotation of a GenBank genome assembly.